This is a messenger RNA of Elaeis guineensis (African oil palm), 2200 nucleotides long. RefSeq names its product LIMR family protein Os06g0128200. The record is from RefSeq and is a predicted model, not a curated record. NCBI's taxonomy places the organism in Eukaryota, Viridiplantae, Streptophyta, Magnoliopsida, Arecales, Arecaceae.
CCGAGCCGGCCGCCAGCUUAGCUUCUACGCUGUUCUUGGCGACUACGACAAGGUCUCCCUCUUCUCUUCGCUUCUGGAUCCAAAAUAGGGCGAGGAACCCGACCAGCGAGAGGCACCAAGAAAUCCGAAGAAAGAAGAUAUCUAAAGUAAGAGAGCGCAGAGUCGGUUCAAAAUCCCACCGCAUUCCCCCGGGAUGUCCCCUUCUCCUCGAAUUCGAAGGGAAAGCGGAGAGAUUGAAAACAAGAAGAGAGAGACAGAGAUCGAUUCGAUCUGAGCCGGAUCCAGAUCCGGCGGAAGGAAAGAAGAGGGGAGACGAUGGGGGAUUUCAAUUUGGCGCUGGUGAUCGUGGCGGUGGUGGUGUGCGUUCUGGUCCUCCUGGUGAGCAUCUACUUGCUGGUGAACUACCAGCACCCGGACGAUGUCAACCAGGCCUACUUCCCCAAGCUAGUGGUGGUCGUCGGCCUCUCCAUCGCCGCCAUCUCUAUUUUGAUGCUUCCAGCCGACGUCGCCAACCGGCAUGCGUGCCGGCAUGCCAUCUACAAUGGCGCCUGUAACCUCACCCUCCCUAUGAAGACCCUCUGGUUCGUCGUCUACAUCACCGACGCCGUCCUCGUCUUCUUCGUCAUCCCCUUCGCCAUGUUCUACUACGAGGGCGACCAAGACAAGAGCGUGGCAAAGAGGUUGAAGAGUGCUUUGCUGUGGGUUGUGACCUCCGCCAUUGUUUGUGGGCUUGUUCUUGGCAUUCUCUAUGCUCUGGUAGGUAAAGUGGACUUCACAGUUAGACACCUCAGCUCAUCUGCAAUGAGCUUCCCAAGUUCCUGGACAGUAUUUUCAAGCAAUCAACCUUGUAUAAGUCCAUUGACUCGUCAGUGUGAUGCAUAUACAGCAAAUGCUUCUUCAGAAACGACUUGGACAAUGCGCACCAGCUUUCCAGAAUAUGUGGUUGCUCUUGCAACGAUUGUUGGAUCAGUGUUAUUUGCAAUUUUUGGAGGUGUUGGGAUUGCUUGCCUUCCACUGGGACUCAUAUUUGCAUUUGUACGGCGCCCCAAGGCUGUCAUUACUCGCUCGCAAUACAUAAAGGAAGCAACUGAAUUGGGAAAGAAAGCUAGAGAAUUGAAGAAAGCAGCAGAAGCCCUUCAUCAGGAAGAGCGAAGCGGUAAUAAGGGGAGAAAAUGGCGUAAAAAUGUAAAAUCUGUUGAAAAGGAGUUGCUUCUCUUGGAAGAUGAUAUGAAAGCUUUGGAGGAGAUGUAUCCUCAAGGAGAAAAGGCAGAGACUGCUUGGGCUCUAACUAUCCUGGGCUACUUGGGAAAACUUAUUUUGGGGGUUGUUGGGCUGAUUGUUUCAGUGGCUUGGGUUGCACACAUCAUCAUAUAUCUAUUGAUCGACCCUCCUCUUUCCCCUUUCCUAAAUGAAGUCUUCAUCAAAUUGGAUGAUGUCUGGGGUCUUCUAGGUACUGCAGCAUUUGCAUUUUUCUGCUUCUACCUUCUGCUUGCAGUGAUUGCAGGGGCGAUGAUGCUUGGUCUGAGAUUAGUCUUUAUUACUAUUCACCCAAUGAAGUGGGGAGGAACUCUGAUGAACUCCUUUCUUUUUAAUGUGGGACUCAUCCUACUUUGCUCCAUCAGUGUGAUUCAGUUCUGUGCUACAGCUUUUGGUUACUAUGCGCAAGCAACAGCUGCUCAGGAGAUAUUUGGCCACACUUUGCAGUCUCUCCGUGGAAUCAAAUAUCUGUACAAGUAUAACGUAUUUCAAUAUGCCUUUGUCGGUCUGGCAAUAAUCACUCUUUUCUACUAUGCAGCCUUUGGAUGGAAAAAGAGAAAACCAAGGGGCAGCUUCCAGCUUUCCAGUUGAUCGGGUACUGCUGCUGGCCAGAUUUCCAGCGAUUGCAGCGAUUGCCAAGCAGCUUUUCUAUUAUAGAGUGAUGGAAGUUUGUCGGUUGUACUUAUUGGUGGUCUCUACAGAUGCUAGGAGGAGAAUGGAUUGCAUCGUGUAAAAUAUCCAUGAUUACUGUUGACUAUGAACAAAGUGAUAUGCCCACCUGGGUGCUGUUGGAGUGGAAUAUUGUCGUGUUUUCUUGAUCGUAUUAUUUAUACUUACCCCCUUUUUCUGUUUUUCAUACAUUUUGAUGUAUUAUUUUGUAGUUGGCUGACCCAGUUAUGUAUUUUAAUCUAAUGAGAGUAAAGUUUGAUCAUUUUAUGUGCAA